AUGCUGUGCCGGGCGCAGGCACUGCGGAAGAACCUGUUCGCGGUGGGCGGCGACCUGUUCGAACCGGGCAAGGUACAAGUGACAUGGUCGCCACGAGGCAACCUCUUCGCGGCCGUCGGCCAGUCCAACAAGGUCUUCAUAUUCGACCGGACAGGCGCCAUGAACUGCGACGUGGCGCUGCCUGCUGCGAACGGCAACCCCGUCGUCGCUGGGUGCGAGACCGCGGCCGCGGCGAUCGCGUGGGACCGCAGCGGUGACCGCCUGGCCAUCGCCGCGGCCAGUACGGGCGACGUGGUCCUCUGGAACCGCGGAACGAAGGCGGUGACGUACGCGGACCUCCCGUUCAGCGGCUGUUGCUCGCUCGCGUGGGACGAGGACUCGGCGCUGCUGUUCAUCGGCACGCUGCAAGGCAACUUCGCGCUGUAUGACGACGCCGACGGGACGGCCAACUCGCUCACGGGCGUCCACACGGGCCGCAUCACCGCCGCGUGCUGGGCCGGGCGCGGGGCUUUCGCGUGCGCGUCCGAGGACCGGUCCGUCUCCGUCGUGUCGGCCGCGACGGGCGAGACGGCCCUGACGCUGCCCGUCGCGGACGGCCGCCCGACGGCGCUGCGGUUCACGUACCGGAAGGACGUGGAGACGGGCAUCAUGUCGCAGGGGUGGUUGUCCGUCGACGUGGACCACAAGUCGCUCCUGCUGCUCAACCUGUCGGACCCGGAGACCCCCCCCCUGUCGCUCAAGUACGACAGCAACCACGGGAGCAUCGCGGCGCACGAGUGGCACGGCAACGGGUACCUCGUCGUCGCGUUCAGCUCCGGGAAGGUCGUCCUGCAGUCGUCCAUGGCCCGCGAGGCCGGCACCGAGAUCUCCUCCGAGGACGUGGUGUUUGGGCUGUCGUCCAUGACGUGCUGCCCGGCGCUCGGGCGCGGGGCCGUGGCGGGCGGGUCCGAGGUGCGCAUCCUCGAGUUCGGGAGCGAGCUGCGGGAGGUGCCGGCCGACGCGAUCACGCUCCCGUCGGGCGUGAAGGCGCACGGGGUGUGCUGGAGCCCCGACGGGCAGGUGCUGGCCGUGGCCACGCAGGACGGGCGCGUGAUGUGCUUCCUCGCGUCGCUCCCGCCCGUGUCCGCGGCGUUCGCGAGCCACGCCGCGUUCCUCUCGUCGCUGUCCGAGGCGUCCGUCCUCGACGUGCGCAUGGGGCGGCAGGCGCCGGUGCGCACGCUGCCGCUGGCCACGGAGCCCUCGCUGCUGGCGAUCGGGCCGCGGCACCUGUGCGCCGCGCUCAACAACAAGCUCUGGUGCUACUCCACGGCCGGCCUGGGCGCGACCUUGCCCGGGGGGCGGGCGCCGGUGCCAGUGCCGGUCGUGCGGGACUACGUGGGGACGAUCGACGCGCUGGCGUGCAACGACGUGUGGUGCGCGGCGCUCAUGGACGGGCGCGUGUACCUGCAUCGGCUCGACGCGGCCGGCGGGGAGGACGACGGCGACGCGGAGGUGAUCCUCCCCCCGCGCGGCAAGGACCCCGACGUGACGUGCGUGGGGAUGUCGGGCGACUUCAUCACCUACGGCACCGCGCGCGGGAGCGUGUGCUACUUCAUGCUCGAGACGGGCGUGUCCGUCGGCGAGUACCGGCACGGGUGCGGCGUCGCGCAGGUCCACCCCAGCCCCGGCGGGUCGCGCUGCGUCGUGCAGGACGUGCAGGGGCGCGUGUUCCUGCACUGCCCGCUCGACGACACCGUGCUGCCCGUGCCGGACCGCGAGACGUCGCCCGUGCAGCGCGCGGUGUGGGACGUGACGGACCCGAACGUGUUUGUCGUGUGCGACUCGCGCGGCGCCACCGCCUACCUCUACCUCCCCGUCUCCGUCGACGGCGCGGCCAUCCGCCCGCUCGUGCACGUCGCGCUGCCGCCGUCCUACUCCCCCAUGGCCAUGAUGAACGGCGUCCUCGCCUGCCACGUCCGGAGCGGGUCCGUCGAGCACGUCGUGCUGCCCACGCACCAGCACCUCCAGGACGUCGACGGCUCGAAGACGGGCCUCCAGGCGCGCCUCAAGGCUCUCAUCACGCUGGGCCGCCUCCAGGAGGGCUGGGACGCGGCCGUGAAGCUCAACGAGGAGCCGUCGUGGGACGACCUCGCGAACGCCGCGCUGGUGCACCUGGACCUCCCCCUGGCCAUGGAGUGCUACCGCGAGCUGGGCGACCCGGGGCAGGUGAUCGCGUACGAGGCGCUGCGGUGGUGCGAGGACCGCUCGCUGCUCGCGGGGCACGUGGUCCUCUCCACGCUGCGCGACUACGACCUCGCGGAGAAGCACUUCCUCGAGAGCGCGUACCCGACGGCGGCGCUGGAGAUGCGCCAGGACCUGCGGCACUGGGACCGCGCGCUCGCGCUCGCGGAGGAGCUCGCGCCGGACAACAUCGCGGGGUUCUGCUUCGAGGCCGGCCGCAUGGAGGAGAUGAAGCUCGAGUUCGACGUGGCGCUGCAGAAGUACGCCAGGGCGCGCGAGAUCCUGGACGAGUCCGGCGACGGGCGGGAGCCACCGCUGACGGGGGGGCUGUCGCUGUACGCCAAGUGCCUGCACGGCAUCGCGCGGUGCUCGAUCCACCUGGGCGAGAUCCAGGCGGGGAAGCGGAUCUGCUUGGACCUGAGGGACGCGGCGCUGUCCCGGGAGUGCGCGGGGAUCCUGGAGGAGAACAAGAUGUACAGCGACGCGGCGGCGCUGUACCUGGAGGCCGACCUGCCGGAGAAGGCGGUGCUGAUCUACCUGCGCGCGAAGAACUACAACGCCGCGCAGCCGCACAUGUCGAAGAUCACGUCCGCGAAGCUCCAGCUCAACUACGCCAAGGCCCGCGAGAACGAGAGCAAGUUCCACGAGGCCCUCAAGGCGUACCAGGCGGCCGACGACAGCGACAGCGUGGUGCGGCUGUACCUCGAGAAGCUCAACGACCCGGGCAAGGCGUUCACGAUCGUCCGGCGCACGCGGUCCGUCGAGGGCGCCAUCCGCGCGGCCAAGUACUGCAAGACGUGGGGCGACCCCAACGCGGCCAAGCACGAGGUGGAGUUCCACGUGCUCGCGAAGAACUUCGACGACGCGCUGCAGGUCGCGGUGCGCGAGGACGACGUCGAGGGCUUCCUCGAGCAGGCCGGCGACGCGGUGCCGGACCGCAUCAUGGCGCGCGUGGCGCACCACUUCAAGGAGGUGCAGCGGCUGCCGGAGGCCGCGCGGGCGUACGCGCGGGCCGGGGACGCGCAGAUGGCGCUGCAGCUCUUCCUGCGCGCGGGCGAGGAGUACAUCGAGGAGGCGAUCGACGUCGCGGGCACCAGCCCGGAGCUGUCGAGCCAGAUGCUCGACGUGCUCACGGGGGAGACGGGGGGCAAGCGGUGGCCGGCGAAGUACCUGUACAAGCUGCAGAUGGCGCAGGGGAUGGUGGAGGAGGCCGCGGAGACGUCGCUGGAGUGGGCGCGGCAGGAGCAGCAGGACGGGCAGUACAAGAAGGCGCACGAGCUGCUGCUGGAGACGCUGCGGGACACGGUGCGGCGCGGGAAGAAGCCCGCGGUGGAGCUGACGUCGUCGCUGAUGGUGCUGCACAGCUACAUGCUCGCGCGGCUGCUCGUGCGGCAGGAGGAGCACGUGGGCGCGGCGCGGCUGCUCGUGCGCGUGGCGCGCAACCUCUCGCGCUUCCCCGCGCACACGGUGCCCAUCCUGACGUCCGUCGUCGUCGAGUGCCAGCGCGCGGGCCUCAAGCAGACCGCGUUCGAGUACGCCGCGGUCCUCCUGCGCUCGGAGCACCGCAGCCAGAUCGCGCCGCAGUACAAGCGCAAGAUCGAGGGCAUCCUGCGCAAGCCGGACAAGACCGCGGAGGAGGCGGCCGAGGAGCUGGUGCCGUGCGCGUACUGCGGGACGCCCGGGCCGGAGAUGGAGCUCGACUGCCUGCACUGCCGCGCCUACAUCCCUUUCUGCAUCGCGUCGGGCAAGCGCGUGCUGCUGGACGACUGGGGGGAGUGCCCGCACUGCCGCCUCCCGUGCCGCGUGCGCGAGAUGCGGCAGGUCGUGAGCGCCACGCACGAGUGCCCCAUGUGCGCCGGCAAGCUGGAGAUCAACCACGUGCACCGCCUGGAGGACCCGCUGGGGAAGAAGGUGGAGAGGGAGCGCGAGGACCAGGCGAUCGGGCUCGCGGUGUGA
Messenger RNA from Pedinophyceae sp. YPF-701, 4176 nucleotides. NCBI's taxonomy places the organism in Eukaryota, Viridiplantae, Chlorophyta, Pedinophyceae. The record is from the annotation of a GenBank genome assembly.